Heterocephalus glaber (naked mole-rat) is the source of this 2188-nucleotide messenger RNA. RefSeq names its product phospholipid phosphatase 4 (gene Plpp4). Gene Ontology annotation, molecular function: phosphatidate phosphatase activity. Gene Ontology annotation, cellular component: membrane. Gene Ontology annotation, biological process: phospholipid metabolic process; phospholipid dephosphorylation. Lineage: Eukaryota; Metazoa; Chordata; Mammalia; Rodentia; Bathyergidae. The record is from RefSeq and is a predicted model, not a curated record.
CGGAGCUUCGGAAGCCGCGGAGAGCACCAGCCGCCGCCGCGGGAGCCAGUCCGGCCGCACCAUGCGAGAGCUGGCCAUCGAGAUCGCUGUGCGAGCCCUGCUCUUCGGGGUCUUCGUGAAAUGUUUUCUGUUAGCAGAUCAGAUGUGGAGCUGAUGUUUUGUGCAAUGAAGAUCCCAAGAGGAAACUCUCUGGAUAAUUUUCACAGAUGGUUCAGAGCCUUUUACACAGCCCAGACUAAGAUCUUCAAAAAAGAAGAAAAUUAGCAAACAAUAAUGCAAACCAGGCUUGGCAUGCAAAGUUUACCCUGAGAAGUUUGCCCAGUGUUCAGGAAAAAUAAAAGUACAAUGUGUAGCUUGGGGGCUAAUUUAGGGUUCUGAAGUUUGUGGGUUUGUGGCCCUGUUGCUCUGACUCAGGGACUGGGCAAAACAGGGAAGAGCAGUAUCUAGGGGGCUCCUUCUGUUUGCUGCCACCUAAGACCCCAGCAGGGGUUUGGUGAGUGGUCUCACAGAUGUCAAAGCUGGAGCUGGAUCAUGGUCUGCAGCAUGUAGCUGCUAGUCCACAGCCUGGUGGGGUACUAUUUUGAGUAUACCAUUUACCUUUAUUGCUAUCGCUUGUAAAGCACCUCUUGUUUGUUGAGGGCUUACUGCACAUCAGGCAGUAAUGAAAACUGUCACAUAUCCAUUUACCUGAUGAGGGAGUAUAUUGAUAUAUCUUUGUCAUAGGUUGAAGCAACUGAAGCACAAUCAGAUUAAGAAGCUGGCCAAAUUACAGAGCUAAGAAGCAGUUCUGAGAUUUAAAUUCAGAUACUGAAGUUUUACAGAGUUUUUGGAUCCAUUCCAGAGAGUCAUCCAGCCGGAAGAGAUCUGGCUCUAUAAAAAUCCUUUGGUGCAAUCAGACAACAUACCUACCCGCCUCAUGUUUAAGUCACCUUUUGCUACACUAGGGAGUUCCGUCGUCGUCGUCAUUGUCGUCGUCGUCGUCGUCAUCAUCAUCAUCAUCAUCAUCAUCAUCAUCAUCAUCAUCAUCAUCUUCAUCAUGAACUUCCAUAGCAGCCAGCAUUCCUUGAAGACAGGAACUGUGCUCAUCACUCUACAAGCAGCACCUCAGUUGAUUUUUCUCAGAAUCCACUGAGGUCAGCACUUUCGUUGACCCCAUAAUUUCAGGAUGAAAAUAAACAGCUUUUCCAAGGCAAUUUCUUUCCUCACACCCUUGGCUGUUAUUUGUGUGGUGAAAAUUAUCCGGCGAACAGACAAGACUGAAAUUAAGGAAGCCUUCUUAGCUGUAUCCUUGGCUCUUGCCUUGAAUGGAGUCUGCACAAACACUAUUAAGUUAAUAGUGGGAAGACCUCGCCCCGAUUUCUUUUACCGCUGCUUUCCAGAUGGAGUGAUGAACUCAGAAAUGCACUGCACAGGUGACCCUGACCUGGUGUCCGAGGGCCGCAAAAGCUUCCCCAGCAUACAUUCCUCCUUUGCCUUUUCGGGACUCGGUUUUACGACAUUCUACUUGGCGGGGAAGCUGCACUGCUUCACGGAGAGUGGGCGUGGGAAGAGCUGGCGGCUCUGUGCCGCCAUCUUGCCCCUGUACUGCGCCAUGAUGAUCGCCCUGUCCCGCAUGUGUGACUACAAGCACCACUGGCAAGAUUCUUUUGUUGGUGGAGUGAUCGGCCUCAUUUUUGCGUACAUCUGCUACAGACAGCACUACCCUCCGCUGGCCAACACAGCUUGUCAUAAACCAUAUGUCAGUCUUCGAAUGCUGACCUCAAUGAAGAAGGAGGAGAUGCCCACAGCUGACAAUGCGCCCACCUUGCCUCUGGAGGGGAUCACUGAAGGCCCUGUAUGAUGAGAAUCCUGGGCGCAUGGACCCUGAGCCCCCGGCCCAUUCUUCCACCCUGACUUCACAACACAGUGGAAAAUGGUUUUCUGUAGUGUGUUUCUCAUCAGUUGUCUCUCAGAGUUUCCCUUCUUCUCGUUCCAUUUUGCCAAUGGCGUUCUUGCCACUCUCAGUGUUCCCUAUCAGCGUUUUUGAAAUUAUAAGGUUAGGACAGCAGGAACAAUCUGAGAGAUGUGGGGGAAGAAGGCUGCAGAGAUGGGGUGGGUGUAGCUCGGCUGAUUCCUCCACCUGAAAUGUUUGCUGUAACAACCACUUUCCUCUGUUCUCAUGGUUGUCAAACAUAAUAAACCUCAUACC